UUAAAAUAAAAAGAAAUUAGGGUUUUGCACAUACGUAUUUAAUACGUUUUCAGUACGUAUUUUUCAAAAUAAAACCAUAGAACUCACUCACUUACAUGAAAAAGAUUUCAUCUCUCUCAAUUUCUACCAUUUCCUAACCUCUAAAUCCUCCAAUCUCGUCGCACCAUCGGAGCGCCUUCUUCACCGCCGUCGAGACGGCCGCCGACGCCGUCUGGACCGCCGCCGAAGCGCGCCGCCUUCUGGAAACCCUAAUUCUGGCUCUAUUGAUUAGGUUUCUGAGGUGUUGAAUUGUUGUUUGAGGACAGAAAAUGAGCACCCCCACUCCACCGUCUGUUGAAACCCGUUUUCGAACCGCUGACGGUCGCCUCAAGUAUCCUGGCCUCAUCACAACUGCUAAGAAACACAAAUCAAACUUUGUGCAGCUCUUCAUUAUGUCUGGAGUCCUACUGAUGAGCAUAGGAUCUCUCGGCCAGAAGUACCGCCUUCACGAGCUCACGGAGGAUGCCAUUGUCCUCAAAGAAGAGCAAGAGAGCAUCAUUGCUCGCAUGAAUCACAUCAAGCAGAGCCUACGUGCUGAGGCCGCAGCCGAGCCCACAGGAGCUUUCGCAGCUAGGCUUCGCCUCCUCCUCGGAGAUGAAUGAUGUACUCAUUCCUUCUCCCUCUGAGCUUGAUUUUAUGAAUGGUCGCUGUUUUUGGUGAAUGAUUUGUAUCAGAGUUUUAUUAAUAAUUUUGUGAAAAUUAGGGAUUUAGGAAGAGUUAUGGCUGAUAUUCUUAUCCUUGCGGGAAACGUGUUGUUUCGUUGAGGAUUUUAAACUGAGGUUAUAUAUCUUUAAUGUCUUUGUUUU
Molecule: messenger RNA, 845 nt
Organism: Salvia miltiorrhiza (redroot sage)
Lineage: Eukaryota; Viridiplantae; Streptophyta; Magnoliopsida; Lamiales; Lamiaceae
Exons: 2
Coding region: 309-641 (110 amino acids)
Source: RefSeq, a predicted model, not a curated record